GCGCGGCUCCCGCCCAACGGCAGCGGCCGGGGCGGCGAAGGGGACCGAACCCCGAGGGCGAGGCGCCGGCACCCGCUGCCGGCGAAAGUUAUGGGAAGCGCGGCCAUGGACGCCAAGAAGAAGAAAGAGGCCGGCGGCCCCGGAGGGAGCGGCGGGAAGAAGAACCCCGGCCCGAAGCGGCGGUCGCUGCGGGUGCACAUCCCGGACCUGAGUUCCUUUGCCAUGCCGCUCCUGGAUGGAGAGCUGGAGAGCGCGGAAAAGCAUUCCUCUCGCAAGGUGGACAGCCCCUUCAGCUCGGGCAGCCCUUCCCGGGUGCUCUUCUCCAGGGGACCCCAGCCCUCCAGCCCCGUGUCGGCUCCUGUGCGGCCCAAGACCAGCCCCGGCUCUCCCAAAACCGUGUUCCCGUUCUCCUACCAGGAGUCCCCGCCCCGCUCGCCACGGCGCAUGAGCUUCAGUGGCAUCUUCCGCUCCUCCUCCAAAGAAUCUUCUCCCAACUCUAACCCGUCCACCUCGCCCGGGGGCAUCAGGUUCUUCUCCCGCUCCAGAAAAACCUCCAGCGUCUCCUCAUCCCCAUCCACACCCACCCAAGUGACGAAGCAGCACACGUUUCCUCUCGAGUCUUACAAGCAGGAGCCCGAGCGCUUAGAAAACCGCAUCUAUGCCUCCUCUUCCCCGCCAGACCCCACCCAGCGCUUCUGCCUGGCCUUCCACAGCCCGACGCGGCCUCCACUGGCGUCCCCGACGCACCAGGCUUCCCCCAGAACCGUAAGUCUGGCUGCUGCUUUGUCUCCCUGUGAACUUGGAAUCCUUGACGAGUUCCCAAGGGAGCAGACUGAAGACUCAGAAAGUGGCGUUUACAUGCGAUUCAUGAGGUCCCACAAGUGCUACGAUAUCGUUCCGACCAGCUCCAAGCUCGUUGUCUUUGACACCACCUUACAAGUUAAAAAGGCCUUCUUUGCCUUGGUAGCUAACGGGGUCCGCGCAGCACCGCUGUGGGAGAGUAAAAAGCAGAGUUUUGUAGGAAUGCUAACAAUUACAGACUUCAUAAAUAUACUACAUAGAUAUUAUAAAUCACCUAUGGUACAGAUUUAUGAAUUAGAGGAGCAUAAGAUUGAAACAUGGAGGGAGCUAUAUUUACAAGAAACAUUUAAGCCUUUAGUGAAUAUAUCUCCAGAUGCAAGCCUCUUCGAUGCUGUAUACUCGUUGAUCAAAAACAAAAUCCACAGAUUGCCAGUUAUUGAUCCUAUCAGUGGAAAUGCACUUUAUAUUCUUACCCACAAAAGAAUCCUCAAGUUCCUCCAGCUUUUUAUGUCUGACAUGCCAAAGCCCUCCUUCAUGAAGCAGAACCUGGACGAGCUUGGCAUAGGCACGUACCACAACAUCGCCUUCAUCCACCCGGACACACCCAUCAUCAAGGCCUUGAACAUCUUUGUGGAGAGACGGAUAUCAGCCUUGCCCGUGGUGGACGAGUCAGGAAAAGUUGUAGAUAUUUAUUCCAAAUUUGAUGUGAUUAACCUGCUUUUCUCCUCUGUGCAGGUGCAUCGGCUGGUGGUGGUAAAUGAAGCAGACAGCAUUGUGGGGAUUAUCUCCCUCUCUGACAUUCUGCAGGCUCUGAUCCUCACGCCAGCAGGUGCCAAACAGAAGGAGCCGGAGACGGAAUGAGAACCGUGCGCGUCCGCUCUCCUAGGAGAACUUGAACACACUUUUUCUGGGUCACGUUUUGCCUCAUGAACACUGGCUGCAAUAGAAGAGAAUAAAGUGGCUAAGAAUGUAUUAGCAGGGGUUAGUGAUGGGUAUUUUUUUCUCCAGUGAUGUCAGCUUAAAAAAGAACGAUUUUGUGUGCUUGCAGCUUUCAGGCUUGCAUUAAAAGACAGUUUUCAGACCUUCGUCUGAAGGAUUUUAAAUGCUGUAUGUCAUUAAAGCCCACUGUGUCCUGAA
Dipodomys ordii (Ord's kangaroo rat) is the source of this 1938-nucleotide messenger RNA. It is a transcript of the gene Prkag2, whose product is annotated as protein kinase, AMP-activated, gamma 2 non-catalytic subunit. The coding region runs from base 91 to 1662 and encodes 523 amino acids. NCBI's taxonomy places the organism in Eukaryota, Metazoa, Chordata, Mammalia, Rodentia, Heteromyidae. The record is from RefSeq and is a predicted model, not a curated record. The transcript has 15 exons.